AUGAACGUGGCGCGAUCAGAUAGGCAAUCUGUAUGUCACGUCGUCUCUUUCUGCAGUUGCUUACUACGCCAUACCAAUCAGCAACCUUGGCUUGUAUGUUGUUGGCUGGAACUCGCUCGCCCUAUUGGCUGCAGGGCAGCUAUCCGCAAAGCCAGCACUGUGGCUCCGUGGGUUGACCGCAAAGCCGCGGCCCGCGAUUAUUCAGAAGGCUGGCCAAGCAAUGUUAUCGGCCCAUCCCCCGAGCUCUACAGCGCGGCCACAAUCACCCCUCGCGAGGCCACCUUGCAGGACAUCGAAAAGUUCAAGCAAGACUGGGUCUCUGCCGUCCGCCGAGCUCUAAAAGCAGGAGUUGAUGUAAUCGAAGUCCACGCGGCGCACGGCUAUCUCCUCCAUGAAUUCUACUCACCCUCCUCCAACCACCGCACCGACGCCUACGGCGGCUCCUUCACCAACCGCGUUCGCCUCCUCAUCGAAACCAUCGACCUGCUCCGCGCCGAAGUCCCCAGUGGCUUCCCCAUCAUGGUCCGCAUCUCGGCGACCGACUACCUCGAAUGGGACCCUUCGCUCCCUCAAUUCACGCUCGACGACGCGGUCAGACUUUGCAAACUCCUGGCCGAAGAGCACGGGGUCCAUUUCAUCGACGUCUCAGGCGGUGGGCUAGAUGCAAGGCAAAAGAUCAAGUCUGCGCCCGGGUAUCAAACGCCCCUUGCCGAAGCGAUUCGGAAGGCGGUUCAGGGGACCGGGUGUUUGGUUGGCACCGUGGGCGAGAUUACGUCCGGAACGCAAGCGCAGGGGAUUUUGGAGGAGGAGAAGGCGGAUGCGGUAUUGGUGGGGAGGGCAUUUUUGAAGAAUCCGUCCUUGGUGUGGAGUUGGGCGGAUGAGUUGGAUGUGGAUAUUCACGUGGCGAGCCAGUAUGGUUGGGGGUUCGGCAUGACGAGGACUCAUCGGCAUAAGAGGCAUGGCUAAUAUAGUAGAGCUGCAUGAGAUAGAUCUCUUUCUAUUUCCAGC
Pseudomassariella vexata is the source of this 1008-nucleotide messenger RNA. RefSeq lists its product as uncharacterized. The record is from RefSeq and is a predicted model, not a curated record. Lineage: Eukaryota; Fungi; Ascomycota; Sordariomycetes; Amphisphaeriales; Pseudomassariaceae. Bases 1 to 966 code for a protein of 321 amino acids. Gene Ontology annotation, cellular component: intracellular anatomical structure. The transcript has 4 exons. Gene Ontology annotation, molecular function: NADP binding; NADPH dehydrogenase activity; FMN binding.